Molecule: messenger RNA, 1346 nt
Organism: Girardinichthys multiradiatus
Lineage: Eukaryota; Metazoa; Chordata; Actinopteri; Cyprinodontiformes; Goodeidae
Gene: gtf2h3
Product: general transcription factor IIH, polypeptide 3
Exons: 13
Coding region: 325-1107 (260 amino acids)
Biological process (GO): regulation of DNA-templated transcription; nucleotide-excision repair
Cellular component (GO): transcription factor TFIIH core complex; transcription factor TFIIH holo complex
Source: RefSeq, a predicted model, not a curated record
GUCUAACGGGUAAUAGAAGAAGAUGCGAACAGGAUGUUUUGAGGAGGCAAGAGGCUGUGUGUAGUUUUCCCUCAAACCUGGAUAACGUUUACUGAAUAAGACGAUAGAGUUGAUCUGAGAUGAAUGUCUACAGCAGAUAAAGUCGGCAGAACAUCCUCUUCUUUGGUUUUAAACAAAUAACGAAAUGGCUUCAGGUGUGCCCUGCUCAUACUAGAGGAUGAAUUAAAUCUCCUGGUCAUCGUGGUGGAUGUAAAUCCCAUCUGGUGGGGUCAGCAAGGUCAGCGUGAACCUCAGUUCACUUUGUCCAAGUGUCUGGAUGCCGUCAUGGUGAUGGGAAACGCCCACAUGGCAAUGACGAGGACAAACAAGCUGGCCGUUAUCGCCAGUCACUGUCAAGACAGUCACUUCCUGUAUCCCAGUAAGAGUUGGAAAAGUGGAGACAGCAGUGGGGAUGAAGCGUCCGCCAGCCGGGAUGGAAAAUACGAACUCCUGUCUGUCGCCAACAACCUCAUUGCUGAGGAGAUCAGGAGUAUUAUGGCAAAAACUGAAGUGACAGGAAAUUCAACUGACACCCUGUUGGCAGGAUCUCUUGCCAAAGCCCUCUGCUACAUUCACAGGUUCUCCAAAGAGUUAGAAGUUGGACAGGAGAUGAAAUCAAGGAUACUGGUGAUAAAAGCAGCUGAUGACUGCGCUCUCCAGUACAUGAACUUCAUGAACGUGAUUUUUGCUGCACAAAAACAGAACAUCCUGAUAGACGCGUGUGUGCUGGACUCAGACUCGGGGCUUCUUCAGCAGGCUUGUGACAUAACAGGAGGCUUGUACCUGAAAAUACCACAGAAAGUAGCCCUGGCUCAGUAUCUUCUGUGGGUGUUCCUGCCCGACUCGGAGCAGCGCUCCCAGCUGGUGCUGCCGCCGCCUGCACACGUGGACUACAGAGCCGCCUGUUUCUGCCACCGUAACCUCAUCGAGAUCGGUUAUGUCUGCUCAGUUUGUUUGUCCAUAUUCUGCAACUUCAGUCCUAUUUGCACAACAUGCGAGACAGCCUUUAAAAUCCAGCUACCCCAGAUGGUUAAACCCAAAAAGAAGAAACUGAAGCAAGCUGUUUGAUGACUGUUUUGUCCCCUGCUCCAAAAGCAACACCUCACCUUGUUCCCUAAGCAUCCUGGGAAAAAUCUCUGCUGUGCAAACAGAGAUUGUUUUACCUUAAACAUACAUUCAAGCUCAUAGCUCAGUUAUUUUGUUCAUGUUGGAAAAAACACAAAUGCCAGCCGAUGUCGGUUUCAUUAAAAGAAUGCAGCUGGGAUGUGUGGGUGUUUUUUACGUAAUAAAAUUCAUGUCUCUAUAAA